Messenger RNA from Cololabis saira (Pacific saury), 1404 nucleotides. RefSeq lists its product as uncharacterized. The transcript has 3 exons. Bases 80 to 967 code for a protein of 295 amino acids. NCBI's taxonomy places the organism in Eukaryota, Metazoa, Chordata, Actinopteri, Beloniformes, Belonidae. The record is from RefSeq and is a predicted model, not a curated record.
UUGAACCCUCAGUUCCAUUUCAGUUUUCUUGUUCUUUUUUCUGGUGUCAGCAGAUGAUAAAAAGAUCAUUCUGGUUGUGAUGCAUCACACCCGAGAUGUCGACUACUCAACCGGUGGGACGAAGUGGUCGGAGACCUUCAGGAAUGUUGUCCUGGAUGUUGAUGUCCUCUUCCACGAGACUGCAGGACUACUGAACUGUAGAGGAAACAUGGCUGCUGUCAGACAAAUACAAGAUGCUCUAGCUCAGUUUAAUAAUAGUUUAAGUGUUAGCAGUUCUGAUCGUUCUGGCUUCAUUAACUUUCUAUGGACGAUGAUGAUGUCGCUCUACUCUAUCUGUAUCGCUCUAUACUGGUUCAUAAGAACUUGGGUAGCCCAGUCUUCUGGUGAUGCAGUUAAAGUUUACAAAGUCACUACAGGAGAAACAUUUGGGGCAGCGGAAGACCUGCAGAGACAACUGAAAAGUGAGCUGCAUGUGACGUAUACAAACCAACAGGACAGCGAUGUCAUCAUUGUCUUCUGUCCAAUCAGCUCUCGUGUUGGGUCAGAUGUGGAUGCAGCCAUGAGGGACGUGUCAGAUGAUAAAAAGAUCAUUCUGGUUCUGAUGCAUCACACCCGAGAUGUCGACUACUCAACCGCUGGCAAGAAGUGGUCUGAGGCCUUCUUAAACGUUGUCCUGGAGGUUCAUGUCCUCUUUCAUGAAAGUGUGCCAGGACUACUGAUGUGUGAUAAAAACAGGGAGGCUGUCCAUCAAAUCGAGCAUGCUGUAGCUCAAGGAUAUCGGUGUGGGGAAAGUAUUUGUGGCGCUUCUCACCAAGAUCAUAGUGGAUUCUUUUGGAUUAUCAUAAUUACAGGGUUGAAAGUCUGUGCAUGGCUCAGGAAAGUCUGUGCAUGGCCCAGGAAAGUCUGUGCAUGGCUCAGGGAAGUCUGUGCAUGGCUCAUGAAAUGCUUGGUCAGACUUAUACGAUGAAUCCUGAACUUUUUCCAUCUAUUCAUCCAUUAUCUACGCCUGCUUAGACCAGUGCAGGGUCAAUGGAAUCUGGGGAAUUAGACAGGAGUACCCUGGAAAGGUCACCACUCCAUUGCAGGUACACACACUGAUAAACAAUCACACAUGCUCACACUCAUUCCUAUGAGCAAUUUGAAAUCACCAAUUAACUGGACAUAUGUGUUUUUGGACUGUGGGAGGAAGCUGGAGAAAACGCUGGUGAAGCGUUGUACAAUCAUAAGAUAGUGGAGAUAGAGGACUGAAAAAUUGGUGUUUGGUUAGUUCCUGUUUUAUUUUGAAAGUCUGUCUUUAGUUUGCUUUGAACUGAUUUACUCCCCCUGGAUGGAUGGAUGGAUGGAUGGAUGGAUGGAUGGGUGGAUGGAUGGAUGGAUGGAUGGAUGGAUGGAUGAAGGGAUGGA